This is a messenger RNA of Prorocentrum cordatum, 852 nucleotides long. The record is from the annotation of a GenBank genome assembly. Lineage: Eukaryota; Dinophyceae; Prorocentrales; Prorocentraceae.
CCCAUCGCCCUGGCCGCCGGCGAGCCGUCCGCCUGGGCGCGCGGCGGGGCCGCGGCGGCGGCCGUCGCGGGCAUGCCCCACCUGGGCACGCUGUCGGUCGGCACUCGCGGGGCCGGGCUGGCCGACCCAGGCCCCGCCCCGCUGGGCGGGCGGAGCCGUGGCGUCGGGGCGGCCCACGGGGACAGCAGCGCGCUGGCAGCUCACGCCGGAGGCGUGCAGUUUGCCGCGGCAGCCCCCGAGUCUGCCACUCAACCUCUGCACGAGUCCUCGCAGGGGUGCCCCGGCACGCCGGCGCAGGCUCGUCCGGUGCUGCGCCUGGUGGCACGUUGGUGCGGCAGCGGCAACGGCUCGCCGGCCUCGGGAGGCCGCCCCGGCCGCCCUGCCGCCGCUGCCGCUCCCGGAGGUGCCGGAGCUGGCGCCGCUGGCCCCCUUGGCGCCCACGCCGCCUUCCUCGCCGCCGGUGUCGCCCACGGUGCUGACGAGGGCCCUCGCGCUGGUGGACCACGGGCCGGUGCACCACGAGGCGGAGCCGCGGAAGGAGCUCGGCAGGCUGUACAGGCUGUGAGGGCGCCGGUUGCCACGGCUGGCGGCGCCGGAGUCCCCGCGCGGCGUGCGGCGCCGCGCAGGCUUCUGUCCGCCCCGUUGGCGCCUGAGCUUCCCCUCGCACAGCGUCUGGGCCCUGUCUCACGCAUAUUCGUGGCGCUGGCCAUCGGCGCGACAGGCCCGGGAGACGUCAGCUGCGACCACCUCCUCGGACAGAGCGGGCCCCAGACCGGCGCCCACGCCCUCUGCUUGGCCAGGGAGGCGUUGUGCACCGACUGGGCCCAGGCUCGGCCCGAGCAGGACCGGUGA